ACUACUACUCGGCCACAAAUCUUCCUUCCCAUCCAAACCAAAACAAUGGCUAGUGUGUCAUGUUUUUGUUCUUCACGCUCUUCUUGUACCCCUACGGUGCAGCGUCGCUAGCCAACGGAGAUGUCACCGCUGUGCAAAUGCACGCACUCCUGUCCUUGAGGGGCAUGGUGUCCGAUCCAUUUGGCUCACUCCUUUCUUGGAACAGCUCCAACCACCCGUGCAAGUGGCGUGGCGUUGGAUGCAGCCGCAAGCACGCUGGAAGGAUCGUUGAGCUUAACCUCAACUCCUUGGGCUUGAUUGGGGGCAUCUCGCCCUUACUGGCCAACCUCUCGUAUCUCCGUGUGCUUGACCUUGGGGAGAACCAACUGAGAGGGCACAUACCCUCGGAUCUCGGUCAUCUUCGCCGGCUUCGGGUAUUGAACCUUACCAUGAACUCGUUGCAAGGCAGCAUUCCUACUUCUUUGAGAGGUUGCACCCAACUCACGAAGCUUAUCCUGGCCCGCAACCAGCUGCACGGUGAGAUCCAAGGUGAGCUCGGUGCCUUGAGAAAUCUUGCCAUCUUGAAACUUCAAACCAAUGCUUUGUCCGGGAAGAUCCCAUCAUCAUUGGGAAACAUGUCAUCCCUUCUCAUAUUGAGUCUAUCAAACAACUCCUUGUCGGGCAUGAUUCCUGCUUCUCUUGGCAAUCUACCAAACCUCAGACAGAUUUUUCUUUCGCAAAAUCGCCUCACCGGGACUAUACCUUCUCCUAUUUGGAACAUAUCAUCUCUUGUUGGCUUUUCUGUACGUGACAAUAAGCUUACGGGGACAAUACCUCCGAAUGCAUUCAAUGACCUUCCUCUUCUCGAGCUUCUCUUUAUGGGGAACAAUAAAUUUCAUGGAGACCUCCCCUCUUCACUUACCAAUGCUACAAGUCUCGUUCAAUUUGAGCACUUCUUCUUUGAUACAACCCCCCCAGAUAUUGGUGAGUUACAAAGCCUCCAAUGGUUAGCUUUGUUCGAUAAUGCUUUACAAGCUAAAAACCCUCAUGAAUGGGAAUUUAUACAAGCAUUAACAAACUGCACCCAGUUGCAAGGUCUAGAAUUGGACAACAAUAGGUUCGGCGGAGCAUUUCCUUCGGCAGUUUCCAAUUUAUCCAUAACACUAUAUCAUCUUUCCCUCACGGGAAAUGAAAUUUCUGGCCAUAUUCCUAGAGAGGUUGGUAACCUUGUCGGUUUAAGCUCCCUUCAGCUACAAGAAAAUUAUAUAACGGGAUCUCUCCCAUCUUCAUUGAGUAUGCUUCAAAAUCUAAGAGUUCUAUGGGUAGGAGACAACAAUAUGGAGGGGCAAGUCCAACCUAGUAUUUUGGGCAAUUUGACCGAGCUAAUUGACUUGUCUCUGCUCUUGAAUGCCUUCACUGGAACAAUCCCAAAUACCAUAGGAAAUAUGGCGUCCUUAUUAAAACUAGACCUCUCUAGCAACAAUUUUACUGGGACAGUCCCUAGCAGCUUAUUCAAUAUCACAACACUCUCAGUAUUUCUGGAUAUUUCAUACAAUUAUUUAGAAGGACCAAUACCACCUGAAAUUGGGAACCUACAAAAUCUUGUAGUUUUUAAUGCCAUGUUUAAUCGGUUCUCAGGAGAAAUCCCUUCUACUCUAGGAAAAUGUCUGAUCCUCCAAAACAUUUUCCUACAAAACAAUUUGAUCAUGGGAAAUAUUCCAUCACUUUUGAGUGGGUUGAAGGGGUUAGAAAUUCUCGACCUCUCAAGCAACAAACUUUCAGGCCAAAUACCAAAAUUCUUUGGAGAUUUUAGUAGCUUGUCUUACCUAAACCUUUCUUUCAAUGAUUUUUAUGGUGAAGUGCCAACAAUUGGUAUCUUUGCAAAUUCUACUGUUGUUUCAGUCCUAGGGAAUAGCAAGCUUUGUGGGGGCGUUCAUGGUCUUCAUUUGUCCCCAUGUCCCAUUCAAAUUUCCAAGCGAAGGCAUAAAUUUCCAAAGCUUGUGAUUAUUGUUUCUCUUGUUGCAACAACAAUAUGCGUCCUCCUACUGCUCCUAUUCUUCCUUGCUUGCCACAAGAAAAGAACGAGGGGGAAUAAUCCAACAAUAUCCAUGCCAGGCCACAAACUUGUCUCCUACCAACAGUUGGCACAUGGAACAAAUGGUUUCUCAACAGCCAAUUUGUUGGGUAAUGGAAGCUAUGGAUCUGUCUACAGAGCAACCUUGCACGAUGACAUAGGUGAGCAAGAAAGCAUUGUCGCUGUAAAAGUACUUAAACUUACAACCCCUGGAGCACUCAAGAGUUUCACAUUUGAAUGUGAGGCAAUGAGAAAUUUACGACAUCGAAACCUUGUCAAGAUCAUAACAACAUGCUCAAGCAUCGACUUCAAUGGGAAUGAUUUCAAGGCGAUUUUGUUUGACUUUAUGCCAACUGGUAGUUUGGGCGAGUGGCUUCACCCUAACUCAAACCACCAACCAGAGGCUAGGCACUUAAGUCUUGCCCAAAGAUUGAUCAUACUCUUAGAUGUGGCUUAUGCAUUGGAUUAUCUCCAUUGCAGUGGAGGUACACCAAUUGUGCAUUGUGAUCUAAAGCCAAGUAAUGUCCUUCUGGAUUCUGAUAUGGUAGCCCAUGUCGGAGACUUUGGACUAUCGAGGAUUCUUGCAGAGGGGUGCUCAUAUUUCCAGCCUUCAACCAACUCGAUGGGAUUCAGGGGGACUAUUGGUUACGCUCCUCCAGAAUAUGGUGCUGGAAAUAUGGUUUCAACACAUGGAGACAUUUAUAGCUAUGGAAUUCUUAUUCUUGAAAUGGUCACCGGAAGGAGGCCCACAGAUGACAUGUUUGAUCAAGGAUUAAGCCUUCACAAGUACGUCGAGGUAGCAUUUGAUAAUAGAGCGAUGGACAUUGCUGAUCCAGAAUUGGUAAAAGAAGUUGAACAUGUCCCAACAACAACAGAUAAUCCAACAAACCAAAGGAAGGUUGACACUCUGAUUUCUCUAUUUAAACUCGGGAUUUUUUGCUCCGAGGAAAUUCCGUCGAGUAGAAUCUCAACCAAAGAUAUCGUGAAUGAGCUGCGCGCAAUAAAAGGUUAA
Messenger RNA from Triticum dicoccoides, 3065 nucleotides. RefSeq names its product receptor kinase-like protein Xa21. Bases 60 to 3065 code for a protein of 1001 amino acids. Gene Ontology annotation, biological process: protein phosphorylation. The transcript has 4 exons. The record is from RefSeq and is a predicted model, not a curated record. NCBI's taxonomy places the organism in Eukaryota, Viridiplantae, Streptophyta, Magnoliopsida, Poales, Poaceae. Gene Ontology annotation, molecular function: ATP binding; protein kinase activity; protein binding.